GAGCCGCUGAAAAAGGGCACACUUGAGAGUCCACUCGUUUUGUCCGAGCAGCCUAAGAGUGCACUCAGAUACCUGUUGGAGCUCACCUGUUUACUUUAUCUAAACCACUCCUGCUUUCUCACUCUCUUUCUGCACAAUGAACACUGCUGCUGCUUUUCUGCACGUGUGGGGUUUGUUUGAUCCAAACGAUAAUGGCUAUAUUGAAGGAAAGGACAUGGAUGAGUUUUUCCUGCACAUGGUGAAGAAAUUAGGGAUGACAAAGGACAAUCUGAUAAAGGACAGGCUUCAACGCAUCAGAGAUUCCAGCACAGAAGGUCGUCUGCACAUCCAUCAGGUGGCAAGCAUUGUCCUGCCUGAAGAGGAGAAUUUCCUGCUGCUGUUCCGCAGGGAGACGCCGCUGGACAACAGUGUCGAGUUCAUGAGGAUCUGGAGACGUUACGAUGCUGAUAGCAGUGGAUUUAUAUCAGCUGUGGAACUGAAGAGUUUCCUUGAAGAUCUUUUUGAGCAGCACAACAAGAGCAUCACAGAGGACAAACUGGAGUUGUACAUCAACACCAUUAUGAAGAUGUUUGACAAAAACCAAGAUGGCCACCUGGAUUUAAAUGAUCUGGCCAAAAUUCUGUCUUUAAAGGAGAAUUUUCUGCUGAAAUUUGAGAUGGAUGCCUGCAGUCAAAAGGACAGAGCAAGGGAUUUUGAGAAAAUCUUUGCCCACUAUGAUGUGAGUAAAACUGGAGCUCUGGAAGGACCAGAGGUUGAUGGAUUCGUUAAGGACAUGAUGGAGUUGGUCAAGCCCAACCUGAGCGGCACAGACUUGGACAAGUUCAAACAAGCUCUGCUUAGCCACUGUGACAUCAACAGAGAUGGAAAGAUCCAGAAGAACGAGCUGGCGCUGUGUUUGGGGCUUAAGCUUGCUCCCUGAAGCCCACAGAGCAAGCCCUUACACACACACACACACACACACACACAAAUUCACAGGCUACCUGCUAAUGUUAACACCAUUCAUGUAACUUUUGAAGCAAUAAUGCAUGAAGACUAAACACUGUAUUUGAUGCUUAUUUAAACAUAAUUAACUUGAAAACUUUAAGUAGUUGGUUUGGCGUUUACUUUAAAAUGUCUUCAGUUAUGAUGGUGUAUUAUGUGUACUUUACUCAUUCUUUUGUGACAAAUAGAUAAAUAUGAAUUUCUGUUAUGCUGAAGGAAAAAAAAUGUGGUGAUUUUUUAUUUAUCUCUUAGUUAUUUAGCCAAAAAAUAAAUAGAUAAAAACGAUAGUCAUAAAAAAGGUAUUAGAAUGUUCAGU
Messenger RNA from Clarias gariepinus (North African catfish), 1297 nucleotides. Its product is annotated as secretagogin-like. The record is from RefSeq and is a predicted model, not a curated record. The transcript has 11 exons. Bases 137 to 919 code for a protein of 260 amino acids. Gene Ontology annotation, biological process: regulation of long-term synaptic potentiation; regulation of presynaptic cytosolic calcium ion concentration. Gene Ontology annotation, cellular component: nucleus; cytosol; dendrite. NCBI's taxonomy places the organism in Eukaryota, Metazoa, Chordata, Actinopteri, Siluriformes, Clariidae. Gene Ontology annotation, molecular function: calcium ion binding.